Messenger RNA from Anolis carolinensis (green anole), 3152 nucleotides. It is a transcript of the gene nkx3-2, whose product is annotated as NK3 homeobox 2. Gene Ontology annotation, biological process: regulation of transcription by RNA polymerase II; cell differentiation. The record is from RefSeq and is a predicted model, not a curated record. The coding region runs from base 203 to 1252 and encodes 349 amino acids. NCBI's taxonomy places the organism in Eukaryota, Metazoa, Chordata, Lepidosauria, Squamata, Anolidae. The transcript has 2 exons. Gene Ontology annotation, molecular function: RNA polymerase II cis-regulatory region sequence-specific DNA binding; DNA-binding transcription factor activity, RNA polymerase II-specific. Gene Ontology annotation, cellular component: nucleus.
CAGCCGGCCGCGCGAGAAAAAGGCAGCGAGCGGCGGAGACAAGAAACAGAGAGGGAAGGAGGGAGAAAGGUGGGAGGGAGCAGCGUAAACGAGCGGAAGAGCCUUUAAUGGGAGGGCUGCGCGGGGCGCCGAAGGGUCCUGCUGCUGCUGCCUCUGCAGUUGCCAUGCGUUGGCCCAGCUGAAGGGCGCCUCCAGAAGCCCCAUGGCCCUGCGCAACGGAGGAGGAGAAGGAGGCAGCGUCCCUGCCCCGACGCCCUUCUCCAUCCAAGCCAUCCUCAACAAGAAGGAGGAGCGGGGCUUCAUGCACAGGCGGCUGCAGCUCCCGCCUCCGCCGGCAGGGGGAGCCCUCGCCAGCCCCGACGCCUGCUGCUGGAAGCUCUUCCAUCACCACCACCACCAGCAGCAGCAUCCCGCUUUGGGGCCCUCCGCUCAGGCUGCUUGGGACUACGACUCGGCCCUGAGCGAGGAGCGGGAGGAGGAGGAAGAGGACGACGAGGAGGAAGAAGAAGACGAGGAGGAGGAGGAAGAGGAAGAGGAGGAAGGCGCCCUGCUGAGGCCUCGCCCCGAAGGCUCCGUCAAGGACGACGCGGAGCAGCCCGACGGAUCCUCAGCAGACCGCAGCCGCCUGGAGGACCCCAACGAGGAAGAGGAGGAGAUCGCGGCGUGUCCUCGCAGCCGCGGGGCCGGACAGUGCAGCCAGGAGCUCCCUGGAAGGGAGAAGGAGGCGGCGGCGAGAGAGGCGGCGAGAGAAGCUCCAAGAGCAUCCUCCUCUUCCUCCUCCUCGUCGUCCUCCUCUCCGAUGGCAGCAGCCCCGCCGGCGCCUCCGAAGGCGAGGAAGAAGCGCUCGCGGGCCGCCUUCUCGCACGCGCAGGUCUUCGAGCUGGAGCGGCGCUUCAACCACCAGCGCUACCUCUCCGGGCCGGAGCGGGCCGACCUCGCCGCCUCGCUCAAGCUGACCGAGACCCAGGUCAAGAUCUGGUUCCAGAACCGGCGCUACAAGACCAAGCGGCGACAGCUGGCCGCAGACCUCCUGGCCUCCGCGCCCGCCGCCAAGAAGGUGGCCGUCAAAGUCCUGGUCCGCGACGAUCAGCGCCAGUACCACCCGGGGGAGGUGUUGCGGCCCCCUCCGCCGCCCCCGCACCCUCACCCGCCGCUGCUCCACCUCCCGCCGCCUUACUACUACCCCUACUACUGCCUGCCCGGCUGGGCUCUCUCCGCCUGCGCCGCCGCCGCCGCCGGGGCCUCCCAGUGACCCCCAAUACACAAAGACACCCUCCUCCAACUUCUUGGGAUGCUUCCAGACAAUCCGGACCUCCCCCUUUCCCCUCCUGAAGCGCAAGACCCCCACCUCCUUUCCUCCCUGGAAUUGGGUGCCCCCUGAUUCUAAGACUUUCGCCCCACAUACAGGGCUCCCCCCGGAGAAGGACCCUCGGGAGCCUUGCCAGUUCGAGCACUUUGCGGUUGUAUGGAAAUUGUUCUUGUGACGAUAAUUAUUGUUAUUAUUUUUAUAUUCAAUGUGAAUAUCUUAUUCAGGCCUUUUUUGGGGCGGGGCGGGGAAGGGAGGAAUCUUAAUCGCCCUCCAAGUGCCUUUCUCUCCUCCUUUCUCCUCCUUUUCGGAGUCUUGCUCUGGAUCUAUACUGCCCUAUACCCCCGGGACUUAAUCUCAGAUUAUCUGCUUUGCAAUGGGGUAUAUGAGUCUGCACCAGGCAUGGGCAAACCUUGGCCCUCCAGGUUUUUGGGACUUUUUAAUUUAUUUUAUGUAGGACAUUUAUAUCCCGCCCUUCUCACCCCAAAGGGGACUCAGAGGGUGGCAUCAUUCCAUGCCCGAACAACAAUCAUUAAAAGCAAUUAAGCAACCAUUUAAGGAGACCCCAGUGGCGCAGUGGGUUAAACCCUUGUGCUGGCAGGUUGCUGACCUGAAGGUUGCCGGUUGGAAUCCAACCCAGGAGAGCGGGGAUGAGCUCCCUCUAUCAGCUCCAGCCCCAUUCGGGGACAUGAGAGAAGCCUCCCACAAGAAUAGUCAAAACAUCUGGGCAUCCCCUUGGCAACAUCCUUGCAGACUGCCAAUUCUCUUCCACAAUGAUGGUAAAAACAUCAAAACAUCUUGGCAUCCCCUGGGCAACUUCCUUGCAGACAGCCAAUUCUCUCUCACCAGAAGCAACUUGCAUUUUCUCAAGUCGCUCCUGACAUAAAAAAAUCAUUUAAAAACAACAUAGGUAAACAUUAGACGACUAUUGUGCAUAGAUCUAAAGCCAGGUAAUCAGAUUCAUCAAUCCAAAGAGGAUUGCAACUAUAUUGCACAGGUAAUUAUGCUGGACCAAAUGCUUGCUCCCAAAGCCAAGUUUUCACUUGUUUGCAAAAUGUCAGGAGGAAAGGGGCCGAUUUAAUCUUACAGCCCAGGGACCACCACUGAAAAGGCCCUGUCUUUCUUUGCCUCCGGGAUGGUUCAUAGAGAGAGAUACCUUCUGACAGGUGACUUGGGCCAGGCCUUCAGGGGUUUUAUAGGCCAAGACGAGCACUUUGAAUUGUGCUGGGUAGCAAACUGGCAGCCAGUGGAGCUGAUGCAGCAGGGGGGGUUGUGUGUUCCUUGUAUACAGCUCCCAUUAACAAUCUGGCUGCCUGUUCAGUGGUUCCCAACCUUUGGGCCUCUGGGUGUUUUGGACUUCAGCUCCCACAAUUCCUAACAGCUGGUAAGCUGGCUGGGUUUUCUGGGAGUUGAAGUCCAAAACACCCAGACUUCAAAGGUUACCCCAGGUAGAGUGCUUUGCAGUAGUCUAUACGAGAUGUCAUAACCAAGCCAGACUUCCUAAGGUACUUGCGUAACUGGCAGCUGGUAGGCUGUUAGGAAUUGUGGGAGUUGAAGUCCAAAACACCUGGAGGGUCAAAGUUUGCCCGGGCCUAGUCAACACUUCCACAUAAAUUGGGAAAAGCAGACAAUCUGGGAUCCGAUCUUGGGAUAUUGGGCAGUGUAGAUCCAUCCUCCGGAGGUCCCAGUUCAACCUUCGUGCCUUUCUCUUUUGGAGAAGAUCUGCACUCCUUAUUUCUCUCUGUCUGCUCCCCACCAAUUGUGAAUAUGUGUUUGUUCAUUUCUUCCAUCUGUAUUUCUCCCUCUGUGUGUUUAUUUUUAAUUUAUAAAGUUCAGUUUAACUCUU